UGCAUUUAGAACACAGGAAUGGCCAGUCUGGUGCUUAAGCCACACACAGCGUGGGAAGAGACAAUUCUGGUGAUUGGCUGUAGGAUGGGGGAAGAAUACAACUAUCACCGACACAAUCACCGGACACUAAUGGGACCAUAUGGAAUGGAUCGAACUGUGCAUUGUAUUGAUUUCUGUGACUGUGCAAAUGGGCUGGGUAUUAAGGUAAUUGGUGGCAUAAAGGAGCUCACAGGAGAAGAAUAUGGAGUUUAUGUAAAGAGGAUCCUACCAGGGGGUGUCGCUUAUGUUGAUGGACGCCUGCAACCAGGGGACCAGAUCCUGGAGGUCAAUGGCGAGUCUCUGAUUGGGGUUACCAGUGAGAGAGCUGUGGAUAUCCUCAGAACAGCCUCCGCCACCAGCCAUAUGCGCCUUCUCAUAGCCCGGGAUGAUGAUGCCAGGAGAGAAUUCUCUGAGCUGCUGGAAAAGUUUGGACCUCAGAGCAACACAGGAUCAUCCCGGAGUUCUCCAAUUCUCCAUGGUGGCAGUAGGUAUUUGGAAAGUACAUCCUCAGGGUCUUCAUCACGAUCCCAGAGUCCUCUACUUCUGAGCCCUGCAAAUUCCCAUGGGCCGUUCAUCGGAAACUCGACACAUUCCCCACACUCCAGCUCACACUUCUCCAGUGAAUCAGCAAUUCAGACCAUUUCCAUAGCAAAAUCCUCUGGCUUGGGGUUGACAAUCAGUGGUGGAUCUAAUAAGCCAGAUGGUCCCAUGGUGUAUGUUCAAGAGCUUAUGCCGGAGGGUGACUGUUACAGGGAUGGGCGGCUCCGUCCAGGUGAUCAGCUAGUAGCUAUCAAUAAAGACUCUUUGGUGGGCAGCACAUAUGAAGAGGCCAGAAAAAUAAUUGCAAAAGCCAAAUUCAGACAUGAGGGAAACACAGAAGUGGCCUUUAUUCCUGGAAGGGGAUGGUUACAUCCUGGACUCUCGACUCCCAACAGCAUCCACUCAUCACCUCCAAAAGCAAUGGGGAAUGGUCUGGGCUCCUGCAGACUGAAGGUCCGCGUGAGGUCCCCUGAGAACAGACAUGAAACCUCCUUUCCUGUGCCUUCUCCAUCACCAGAUAUCUGCCCACCAGAACUCACUGUAUCUGCACCUUCUUCAUCUUCUAGUCAGAGGGCAGCUUCAGGGAACAAACCAAAAGUAGCACUGGAUCCCCAUAUUCGUCUCAAAGAUGGAAAACUUGAACUAGUUUUGCAGUAUCUGGGUCUGAAUGUGACUGAGGAGAAGAGGAGGCAAUUACGGCAGAGUCUGACCACAGAUUCUCAAGGAACACUGGCCUAUGGAGAUCUUCUCCAAGCACUCAGGGAUCUGCUGCAGGAUGAGCUAGAGGAGGCUGGCCUAGAUUCCAGUUCUGUGCUCUUCACUCAACAUGAAGUGGCCAAUUUACUGGAUACAUCUGCUUUUCACUCUCUGACUUUUGACUCUGUCAGCUCUAAUGACAACGAGGAACUGGAACAGUUGCAACUGGAAACGACAGAUCUACGGCAAGAAGUGCGAAGGCUGAAGUCUCUUCUGAAGGAGGUGGAGAACAGCAAGAAGUCAAUGGAGGAAGAACUUCAAAGACUGAACCAGAAGGCUCUGGGCUUCCUCUCUGAGAAUCGGACCCUGCACAGCAAGCUACAGAUGGCUGAGGUGGUGCAGCGACAGGCUCGCAGUGCGGAGCAGGACUACGAGGAAGUGAUCCACCUGCUGGAGACAGAAAUCACUGAGCUGAAAACUAAGCUGGCAGGGAAGAAAGCAAAGCAUGUCUCUGAAGCAGAGGGAGACAUUCUGGAGCUGAAAAAAAGAUUGUCCCUGGCUGAUGGUCAAUUACGGAAAUCUGAAGUCACACGGAAGCGCCUGGAAAUCUGCAACAGAAAGUUGUUCUUGUUUGUGCAGAAUGUACACAAGGUUCUGAGCAAAUCCAGCCAUUUACCAGAUGAGAAAAGAGAGAACAGUGAGACUUUGGAGGAUAAAACAGAAGUAGUGUCGGACACAUCUCUCCCAUCUUCAGAUCUGAUUGACUUAUUGAUAUCGGAAGCUAAAGAAUUAUUGGAGCCCAUCCAAUCGAACACAGAGGAAGCUUUGCCAUAUGACCAGGAUGAGUGCCUGACCAGUGGGGGACCCCCAAACUACAAGGACCACCUUCAUCAGAAAACCACGUGGCCCCCUCCU
Alligator sinensis (Chinese alligator) is the source of this 2190-nucleotide messenger RNA. RefSeq names its product syntaxin-binding protein 4-like. Lineage: Eukaryota; Metazoa; Chordata; Crocodylia; Alligatoridae. Gene Ontology annotation, molecular function: protein binding. The record is from RefSeq and is a predicted model, not a curated record. The annotation marks the transcript as partial. The transcript has 23 exons.